Messenger RNA from Aureobasidium melanogenum CBS 110374, 1389 nucleotides. Its product is annotated as COMPASS, Set1C complex protein. Lineage: Eukaryota; Fungi; Ascomycota; Dothideomycetes; Dothideales; Saccotheciaceae. The transcript has a single exon. The record is from RefSeq and is a predicted model, not a curated record. Gene Ontology annotation, cellular component: Set1C/COMPASS complex. The coding region runs from base 1 to 1389 and encodes 462 amino acids. Gene Ontology annotation, molecular function: protein binding.
AUGAAUCUCGCUCUAGUCGACCCGUUCGUGCUGGCGCAGGACAUGCCAGAGGCGCUCAUCGCCCGUCUGCGCAGUUCUGGUGCUGCCGUCUGUCUUCGCUUCAAUCGCCAGGGCGACCUGCUCGCAUCUGGCACCGCCAAAGGUGCCAUUGCAAUCUUCGAUCUCGAAACACAUGGUGUCGCCCGUAAGCUACGUGGUCACACCCCUGGCCGCCAGGUUCAGUCGCUCAGCUGGUCCGCGUGUGGUCGCUACCUGCUCAGCUCGUCGGUCGACUGGAAGGCCAUCCUAUGGGAUUUGAACGAUGGCUCCCGCAUCCGUACUGUCAAUCUCGGUGCUCCAAUCUAUAUCGCCGAACUGCACCCUCACAAUCACCUCCUGUGUACCGCCGCUCUCUUCGAAGCCCAGCCCGUCCUGGCCUCGCUUGACCAACCUUCGACUGUUCGAAAACCUCUCCCUUCAACCCCAAAGCGCUCUGCUUACGAGCAAGACGAGAAGCACGAUCCCAAGAAUACUACAACCGUCACCAUCUUCACCCCAUCUGGUGAACACAUAAUAACUGGUACCACAAAGGGUUGGCUCAACAUCAUCAAGGCGAGCACUUGUUCCGUCAUCUACUCGACUCGGCUCAGCAGCAAGGCAUUACUUCUCUUGCGUCUUACUACUUCUGGUCGUGAUCUACUGGUAAACGCGGCUGACAGCAUCAUACGCACAAUCCAUCUGCCUGACCUUGAUGACCCCUCCUUCGAUCCUGACAACAUGCGCCUUGAGGUUGAGCACAAAUUCCAAGACGUCGUCAAUCGUCUAUCUUGGAAUCACGUGGCUUUCAGUCCAUCUGGAGACUAUGUCAUGGCAUCGACUCUUAUGAAUCACGACAUUUACAUCUGGGAGCGUGGCCAUGGCAGUCUAGUUAAGAUUCUCGAAGGUCCCAAGGAAGAGCUAGGCGCUGUCGAGUGGCAUCCACAACGACCCUUUGUCGCAGCCACUGGCGUUGAAUCCGGUCGCAUCUACCUGUGGUCUGUCAACACACCACAACGCUGGUCCGCGCUCGCUCCUGACUUCGUCGAAGUCGAGGAAAACAAUGAAUACAUUGAGGCUGAAGACGAAUUCGAUAUACACCCCAUUGAAGAACUGCACAAGAGACGUCUUGAUCUCGAAGACGAAGAUGUCGAUGUCUUGACUGUCGACCCUGCCAAGCCAGGCCAAGUUAAGCACGAGUUCCGCAUGCCCGUAUUGUUGGACAUUCACGCAAGCGACAGUGAGGAGGAGAUGGUUGCGAUCGGAGCAGGUCAAUAUCGUCGCAAGAGUCAAGGUCCUGAAUCGGAGGUCCUUGAAGACGACGAAGACGCCAUCCCAGCGAAUGGCCAGACCAAGCGACGCCGUGCUGAUUGA